Strongylus vulgaris is the source of this 573-nucleotide messenger RNA. The record is from the annotation of a GenBank genome assembly. NCBI's taxonomy places the organism in Eukaryota, Metazoa, Nematoda, Chromadorea, Rhabditida, Strongylidae.
UUUCCAUGCGCCGCUUCUGGUGAUACAUCAGAGAAACCUGAUGCUUUCGAAGCCGACGAUGACGACCAGCAUGAUCCGGCAGCUGUUGAGACGAGGCUAUCCGUUCUUCGACAUAUCGGAAUGAAAGCGAAUCCAGGACCAGCUCUUCGCCAUUAUCUCUUGAAAAAAGUUGCUACAGGGAAAAAGGAGAAUCCAUGGCUUUCUUGUAUCUGUACGGAAAAGAGUCUCCGCAAGAAACUGCGACGUUAUAUGCUGGGAAUGAUGAUCCAAGCGUGUAAGGACGAAGGAGUGGAAGAGUGUCAACUCGAUUCGCUUCAUGAAGAUGCUUUCAAAUUCAUCGAUCGCCUGAAUGAAGAGCUCAUUCAAUCGCUUGCUGCUGUGGGAACGUUUUCUACUGAGCAGAUGCGAUGUGCUCGAAGUAAUUGUCAAAAGGCCUUUCUACCACGAAAAAUGGCUACUACAUUAGUAUCGCGAAUUAAUGGUGAUUACACUGAGUGCCAGGUAAAAGUGUUUCAAAACCAAAACGUACCUUUUAAAUGUGCCAGAAUGCUCAAAAAGCAUUGGAAACCAUGA